Messenger RNA from Cajanus cajan (pigeon pea), 1522 nucleotides. RefSeq names its product putative WRKY transcription factor 46. The record is from RefSeq and is a predicted model, not a curated record. Gene Ontology annotation, biological process: regulation of DNA-templated transcription. Gene Ontology annotation, cellular component: nucleus. NCBI's taxonomy places the organism in Eukaryota, Viridiplantae, Streptophyta, Magnoliopsida, Fabales, Fabaceae. Gene Ontology annotation, molecular function: transcription cis-regulatory region binding; DNA-binding transcription factor activity.
CACCUUCCUCAACCCAGUCCUCUGUCUAUUUCACACGCACCUUCACUUCUCUUUUGUGCCAUAUAUUAGUACCUCACUUUGGCAUGUUAUAAGCUCCAAGGCCUUAGCUACAACUAAAAUUAGUAGACCAAUUCCAUUGCUGUUGCUGUUGCUGUUACUUUUAGUUCAUCUUCAUCUUCACAAAAUGGGUGAGAGCACCAAGAGGAAACACACUACUCUCAUCCAUGAACUAAUCCAAGGAAAAGAGCUAGCAAAGCAGCUGAGUAACCUAAUGGUUUCUUCUUCUCCAUUGACCAAUGAAACCAAUGGAUUGUUGGUUGAGAAAAUACUUUCGUCCUAUGAGAAAGCUCUCACCAUGCUGAACAAGACCAACACCAUGAUGGAUUCCAAUUCUUCUUUUACAAAUGGUGGGAGCCCCAGAAGCGAGGUUGUGGAUCAUGAAUUUGAGCACAAAGCUGUCUUCAAGAAAAGAAAGACCAUGCCCAGAUGGACAGAGCAAGUGAAGAUUUGUUCAAGAACUGGACUUGAGGGGUCUUUGGAUGAUGGAUAUAGCUGGAGAAAAUACGGGCAGAAGGAUAUCCUUGGAGCUAAGUUUCCAAGAGGAUAUUACAGAUGCACACAUAGAAAUGUACAAGGGUGCCUGGCAACAAAGCAAGUUCAAAGAUCAGAUGAAGACCCAACAACAAUUGAGGUGACCUACAGAGGAAGACAUACAUGCACGCAUGCUAAGCAUUUAAACAAAGCAUACCCAUCAAACAUAAAGAUGGAUUUGAAGGAAAAUCAUUUCCACAAUGAUCAAAAGAAUCAAACACUACAAGAGAAAAUACAACAAACUCCAGAGGGGAUUUUUACAUUUGAAACAGAACUUAAAGUCAAAACUGAGGAAAUGGAAACCAAAGAGGAUAUCUUCCCGUGGUUUUGCUUUUCUUCUCCAUCAUUUGGAUCAGAAAACGAGGACAAUAUGUUACACGAAAGCAUGAUUGAAAACCAUUUCAUGGAAAUUUUUUCUCCUGCAUUCAUAUCACCAGCAACUUCAGAAUCAAAGCCUUUCUGUUUGCCAGCAUAUGACUUGGACAGCACUGGACUAUUGUGCCAAAACAUACAAACCUCGGAAUCUGAUAUCACUGAGAUACUUUCAGCCCCGACUUCAGUCACCAACUCCCCAAUCCUGGAUUUGGAUAUCCUGCUUCAUAAACGGGAUUUUGACACUGAGUUCCCUUUCAACACCCUUGAAUUUUUCUCUUCGUGAGAAUUUCCCUGCAUUAUAGUCUGUUCCGGAUUAAGUGGUGAGUCGUAGAUCCUGACUAUGGAAGGGUAAUCAUAAGUCAUGUUCAUAAAUCAAGACAACGUAACCUCCCUGUCAUGCAAAUUUGGGGAGUUUUCCUUGUAUGUAAUAGGUCCAAGGAUGUAAUUCGUAAAUAAAUUGUAGCUGGAUCUGUAUUUUCUUAUUUCACUUGUAGUUGGUUCAUGUCUUUUGGCUCAAGCAGGAUGGAAUUUUUAAAGUGAGCGAGUUUUCAUCUCA